AUGGUCAACAACAGAGUGUAUACCAAUGGUAACUCUCAUCAUGAUGGCAAUGCUGAUGAUGAACCUUUACGAAUACUGCUAUUUUCCGAAAGUUUUCCAUCGUUUACAAGCGGUGUCGUACGUCGAUUUAAAGAAAUCGUAAGACGCCUAGUUAAAAGACGACAUCAUAUUCAUAUUAUUACCGGUUGCAAUAAUGCUGUUUCGUGGACUGAAGGAAAUGAAUUACUUGAAAAAUAUGUAACAUUUACCAUAUUGCCAUCGACAGAGUUUACAAAUAAAAUUGAUUGCGCUUGUCCAUUUCUUUUCCCUAAUCCGAUACUUUACUCAGUAAUUCGUCGAAUAUCGCCUGAUGUUAUUCAUAUUAUUGAACAAACGCCAGCCGCACUUCUGUGUGGUGCCUUUGCAAAAGCACUCGAGAUUCCUAUAGUUUGGUCAUCACAUACAAAUAUAGACUUUUAUUUAUCAACAUACAUUCGUCCAUUUGCUGUCACAAUGACAAGACGUAUCUAUCAAUUUAUACGCUUACAACAUUUAUGUUUUUCUUCAAUAAAUCUAACUGUGAGUAAAGAUUUUGCUGAUUUUAUGGAACAAACCGGUAUACCGAAACCUGUUAUUGUUUGGAAAACAGGUGUUGACUCAGAUUUAUUUAAUCCAUCGCGAUAUUCAUCGGAAAUGCGCUAUCGUAUGUUUGGUACGUAUAAUAAUUAUACAAAAGAACAAAUGGAUACAAUUACAUUAUUUCUUUGCGUUGGUCGAAUAUCUCCGGAGAAAAAUUUUGAGUUUUUGUCUCUCGUAUUAGAACGUAUUCCAAGUCAAACAUUUCUAUGUAUUAUCGGUGAUGGUCCAUAUCGUCAGACACUCGAACCGAGAUUUCCUAAGGAUCGCGUUCAUUUUUUUGGUUUUCUCGGCGGCGAUGAAUUAGCAAGUGCAUAUGCAAGUGCCGAUUAUUUUAUAUAUGCAUCAGUUAGUGAAACAUUCGGACAAGUCUAUUUAGAAGCCAUGGCUUGUGGUACGCCGGUCAUAGCUGCUGAAGGUGGACAGUUAAAAGAAUUUUUUGUUAAUGGCGAACACGGUUACUUAUGGGAGCCUGAUGAUUUAGAUUCAGCUGAAGAAGCUGUACGUGAAGCAAUGAAAGAUCGAAAAUAUCUGUCCACGAAAGCAAGAACACAAGCAUUAAAACAUUCGUGGGAAGCAGCUAGUGAUCAAAUAAAUAGUAUUUAUCACGAUGCUAUUAGAAACCAUAAAGAGCAAGAAAGUAAUAAAAAGACGAGUAAAUUAAAACAUAUAUGGCAUUUAGCUUACUAUUUUUUUAUAUGGUUAAUUUGUAAUUUAUGUGCACUAUUUUUCAUGGCGCCGUUUAUUCGAGUUUCGCCACCGCAAUCUGUUACAACAAAAAAGAUUAAUAAACUCAAUGGAAAUUCUGUUGAAGAACAACACAAUUCUUUAAUGACAAAAAAGUCGUCGGUUUCUUAA
Rotaria socialis is the source of this 1473-nucleotide messenger RNA. The record is from the annotation of a GenBank genome assembly. NCBI's taxonomy places the organism in Eukaryota, Metazoa, Rotifera, Eurotatoria, Philodinida, Philodinidae.